Molecule: messenger RNA, 750 nt
Organism: Meloidogyne enterolobii
Lineage: Eukaryota; Metazoa; Nematoda; Chromadorea; Rhabditida; Meloidogynidae
Source: the annotation of a GenBank genome assembly
UUCGCGGGAAAGUUUUUACCGUUGCGGAGGAAGCCGGGCAUGUCGAGCGGUUUUUAUACGAAUUCGCGGUUUUUAUUCAGGGGGACGAAUCCGCGGGGGACGAAUCUGAGGUUUUUGUCCAGUGGGACGAAUCCGCUGGUUUUGUUCAGGGGGACGAAUCUGAGGUCGGACGAAUCCGCGGUAUUUAGUCAAGUUAAUGAUAAUGUUAAAUUAAUUCGUGCUCCAAGUAUCAGAUUGCCUGAAAAUACAGAUAAUUCAUUAUAUAAAUAUAAAUUUGAUAAAUUACAACAAAAUGGGACAAUUUUUUGUUUUGAAGCUUUUGUUAAAAAUAAAGAAUUGUUGGGCGAUGCUAAAAAGGGAUUUUUUGAAGUUAAUCUUUUUCAUGAUUUUUAUGAAUUUAGUGAAAAAAUUGGUGACACUGUCCUCAAACUUGAAUUUUUAUUCGACACUGAGAUUUACAAUAAAAGUAUAGAUAGUUCCAAUAAUCAAAAACUCGUUAUGAAUAGCUACAUUCACAAACGAACAGAAACAUUUGGCGAUAUUAUCAAUGAAGAUUGGGGAUGGCAAGGAGAAAUAACAUAUCCAAAUCCAUUAGGACAAACUGGAGUUAAUUUUUCGUUACGGAUUGAUAUAGUUGACAAAACUUUUAAUAUAAUUAUUAACGAAGCUAUUGACCAUAUUAGUUAUGAAACGCCACUACCGAUUUGGGCUACUGAAUGGAUUAUGGUAAUUUUGCAAUUAAAAUCGUAA